AUGUUCUACCCACGACGUGUGGUCCCCUGGAAACCUGCUCCACCUCGUCACCCCAGUCGCUUUCCAGCUCCACAAGAGAUCAUUUCUGAGGACCGAAGCCUCUCGUCAUCGGAGCGACUGUCCCUACAGAUCGCCCAGUCGUUGACUAUCGCAGCCAACUUUGAAGAUAUCUUCAGCCUCGAUCAAUUGGCUGCAAGAGAUCUCGUCGAAGUAGACGCCUUCUUCGUCACCCUUCUACAGAAUCGUUCGUGGUUGGACUGUUGA
Haemonchus placei is the source of this 264-nucleotide messenger RNA. NCBI's taxonomy places the organism in Eukaryota, Metazoa, Nematoda, Chromadorea, Rhabditida, Trichostrongylidae. The record is from the annotation of a GenBank genome assembly.